Salvia miltiorrhiza (redroot sage) is the source of this 2639-nucleotide messenger RNA. RefSeq lists its product as uncharacterized. NCBI's taxonomy places the organism in Eukaryota, Viridiplantae, Streptophyta, Magnoliopsida, Lamiales, Lamiaceae. The coding region runs from base 535 to 2496 and encodes 653 amino acids. The transcript has 3 exons. The record is from RefSeq and is a predicted model, not a curated record.
AACCAUAAUAAGCAUCAGGUGGCUAAGAUUGCCACGUGUCGAGGUACGAAACAUAGUAUAAAACCCUCAGAAACCAUUCUUCCCAAAAAGGGCUAAAAUUGUCGUAGAUUUUACCCUAAUUUCAUAAAUGUUCCCCACAGAUUACGUGCAACUGCAGAUGCAGAUGGCAUCCAUGGUUAGGAUUAACCCUACUCUAAAUCGCUUUAUUCCUCCGUAGCCAUCGCUUUUGAGGAACAAGGCAUGCAAGCAAAGCGUUUCAAUAAAGGCAGCAAAUUUUUCCGAAGGGUGCUGCUGCAAUAAAGCGAUCACAUGAGAGAGAGUGUGUGUGUGUGUGUGAGAGGAGAGAGAGAGAGAGAGGUCUUUAAGGAUUUAGUUCGAAGGUAGCUGCAUAAUUGCGUUCAUCAAGACGAGCACACAAUGAUCUGUGUGUGGGCGCUUUUGUCAGUCAGUGCGUGUGCGUGUGUGACGCAGAAAUGACACAGCAGUCUAGUACCAAUAAUUUGUAGAGAGAGAGAGACAGAGAAAGGGGGGGAAAUGGACAGGGAGGAAAAGGUAAAGGAAGGGGAGAGAAAAAGAGGUGAAUUAAUGGUGGAAAAGUUGAAGCGCGGGAUUUUGGUAGGGAAAAGAGAGGGAAAAUCGACUCCACCCCCGACUUGGAAAUUCGGGUUAGUUCAAACUGAUGGUACCCUAAUUCCAGAAUCCAACUUCUCCACAAAUUUGAACACUCUCUCUGCUAGGAAAUUGGGUGCCAAUCUGUGGGAGAUGGAACCCCAACUCAAUCACAGGGUGGUUAAGAUCAACAAAAAUGGGCCUAUUUUGAGCAAUCAAAGAUUGGAAGACAAGAGUUCUGGAAUUCCUAAGGAAUUGGAUGAGGAGGCUGCACCACCUUUGAGUCCCUCAAAACAGGAGGCAAGCGGCAUUAGUUUUAGAAAGCAGCUUGCAGCUUCGCUGGCGCUGCAUUCUGCAAGAGUCGACAAGGUUGGGCAAGCUCACCGACCUCUAUCCCCUGCUAGCUGUUCUAGCUCAAUGGAGAUGGCUCCUCCGCAUAGAUCUGCAGUCAGUCCAAACAGUUCUGUAGUCUCAAAUGGCAAAUUUGGAGAGUCGAGUUACAGCCUCAAAACAUCCACGGAGUUGCUUAAGGUACUGAAUAAAAUUUGGAGUCUCGAAGAAAAGCAUGCAUUGGAUAUGUCGUUGGUAAGAGCUCUGAAAAGGGAACUGGAGCAAUCCCAGGCACGAAAUCAAGAACUGGUGCAAGAGAAGAAGAGAGAUCAGAAUGAAAUUGAUCAUUUGAUGAAGCAAAUGACAGAGUAUAAAGUUGCUCGAAAGAGGGAGCAGCAGCGUAUCAAGGAUGCAGUGAAGUUAGUCGAAGACAAGCUAGAGGACGAACUAAAAUUAAGGAGACAUUCAGAGAGUCGCCAUCACAAGCUGGCUAAGGAGCUCACGCAGAUGAAAUCCUCGUUCUCUAAUGUUUUGAGAGAGCUUGAUCGGGAGAGGAAAGCACGGAUGCUGCUAGAAGACCUCUGCGACGAGUUUGCCAAAGGGAUAAGAGACUAUGAGCGAGAAGUACGGGUCGUUAGACACAAAUCUGGUAAAGAUCAGAUCGGAAGGGAAGGAAAUGAUCGGUUGAUCCUUCAUAUUUCUGAAGCGUGGUUGGAUGAACGAGCCCAGAUGAAGCUAGCAGAUGCCAGUGAUGUUUCAUUACAGCAAUCUGCUUUGGACAAGUUAUGUCUUGAGAUUGAAUCCUUUCUUCGAGAGAAACAAUCCGAUCAUUCUGGGACUAAUGUGGACGUGUCCUCUAAGACGCCCUCCCAGAGCCGCGCACUUCCACAUUCUCUGGAGUCGUUUCACUUGAACGAGCCUGCAAGCGCUCCUUGGCGUGGGAAUGAUGAAGACGACUCUAUUGGAAUGACCAGCCAUCGUCCUCAUCUUUCUAGAGGGUAUAGUUUGAAGCAAGCAAACGAGGAGGCGGCCUCUGAUGGUCCUAACAAGGAAACGACGAGGCCAAAACCAGGCAACGAGAAGGCACGUUCACGGAGGGGAUCAUCAGAUCCGUCCUGCUCGCAGAUCCAGCUAGACGAGCAACUCCACGAGAAGCCUCACCAACAAGUGAAGGAGGGAUCAACAAAAUCAAGAAACUCGAACUCAAAUGAAGCGAGUCAUCACACAAUGCCUAGGAAAACUACUCGGGAAGGAAACUCAAGAACAACCGAUGCUGAUUUGCGCGACGCAAGAACUACAUCGCGACACCCUUCUUCUUCGACAGGACAAGGUAGCCUCGGCGUGGAGGGUUUCUUUGACCCGUCCACGUUCAUGGGCCCUGCUAGUCCGGCCAGGAAGUGGACGGCGGAGGCAUCAGCCGGAGAUCCCGACAUCUCCGAGCCGCGUGCGAGAUGGCGAGAGAGCGCGAAACCGAACACGUUGAAGGCGAAGCUGAUUGAAGCAAGGCUAGAAGGGCAGAAAUCUCGUACUUGGAAAGGUUUGUCGAAAGUCGACUAAAACUGUAACAUUUGUAGAUUUAGAUGAAGGAAAUAAGAGUGUAGGAUAAGGAGGAGCCUCCAUCUUUUUUUGCAACAUUAGUAUAUGUUUACUUUUUGUUUUUGCACUUCAUUAGAAUCUUACAGAAACCGUUUUGAUAUCAA